AUGUCGCUACUGCGCUCUAACGGGGUGCUCAGUUCCUGCGAACCAUGCCGUAAAUCCAAGAUCCGAUGCGACCACGCCGCCCCUUGCGGCCGAUGCCGGCGCAGACGCAAGCCGGCCCUGUGCGUGUACCAACCGGCCCCGAUGUCCAAGCAUCCGAACAGGAUGGAUCGCAGCUCCACCGACUCCAUCUCGUGCGGAAGUGGCAGCAACAUUACUACCAGUACCAGUAUCAGCAGUGCCUGGACGAGCCCGCUGCCUCCUCCCUCGCUAGUCACUCCGCCCUUGCCUCCGGGCCAUCUCCGCGACGGCUACCUCGCCGAUUGUAGUCACCGCAGCACCUCGACCCCCAGCACUGGCGUCUUCGGGCCCACCAGCUACCUAUCCGUGCUGCGUGACGACGUUAACGAUGGCUCGUCCAGUAUAGCCCUCUUUGCUAAAUCCCUGCAGCAGAACACCAGCGCCAUCAUCGACGACAGCCAGGUCCAGCUUGGCGCCGAGCUGCUCCUCAUCCUGCUCGAUGAUUUUGCUUUAUACGAACACAUGGCCACGGCACGGUUCGACCACUGCCAAGGCGAUCUAUUUCCCCCAUCUGCCCUGCGUCUGAUCCUGUCUUCCAUCCGGAAUAUGCUGCACGAGGCCAUUUCCGAUCCCGCUAAUCCGCUCCCUUCUCUACUUAUCCUCUCCCGAAGCAUUUUUACUGCCUCCUCCAAACCAUUGAUCGUAGACCCUGCCAUCACCCACACGGAAUAUUUUUCCUGUAUGUCGAACCGUUGGGAGAUUAUAGGGCUAGUCUUUGCGGUGAUUGGUUCCAGCGCGUGUCUCCUCCCGCAACACGAGCUGGCUGCGUAUUCCCCACCGAACCGUCCCCCGCUUGACAAAAAGGGUCUUGCAGCUGUCUGUGUGUCCGUGAGUGAAAUCUGUCUUCGUUUUUUCGACUACACCGGUGUCAUUUCUGAACAGCUGUGUUGGGCGACGCUGGAACAUGCUUCGCUUCUUACCCUGCUCUAUGGGGAUUACGGUACCCUACCCACCUUCCUCACUCUUCACACCUAUUACCUAGUGUCCACUUACCAAAAUCCCUCUCUCCCUACUCUACCCCCCACCAAUGCUAACAAAGAAACAGACUACCGUCCCUACAAGACCCUCUCUGCACUAAUAACCCUUCUCUUCACCCUGGGCUACCACCAACGCGAUGCCACAUCAAAACUCCCUUUCUUCCGCGCGGAACACCGCAAACGCCUCGUCGUCGCUGCCUACGCCAUGGACAAAGGGCUCUCCACAUUCUUAGGUCGUCCACCCCGCAUGAUCCGUCGGUAUAUCACAGUCGACCCGCCAUUGGACAUAGCCUUCGCAGAUAUCAUAGCCUCGCCAGAAGUUCUCGACGCCGCGAUGACACGCCUGGAUAAUAAUGGCUGGAACGCAGAGGGGGCGUAUACACGGGGAUCAUACGCGAGAGCAUGCUUCAUGAUGGGGGUUAUCAGGGAGGCAGCACUAGAGAUUUCUCUAGUUUCGAACAUCAUGGAAGGAGAGGGGUCAGAAUUGGAGGAGAAAAUUACAGAGAUAUCCGCCCUCGCCGCAAAAGCACGUCUUUCGCUCCCCUCAUCGCUGUACCGUAUCAGCACGCCAUCGGACUUCGACCGUUGCCCCGAAACAGCCAAAGUUUGCCUUUUCGUGCACAUGGACUCACUUUAUAAUGAGUUCAUUCUCCAGCGGAUCUUAGUCCAGCGAACGGGCGCCAGCACAGAGAAAUUGAUUGCUGUCGCGCACGAGCUGCUGGACAAUAUAUUGUUGUUGAUUGCCAAUCGCGCUGUCGGUGGGGGUGAUGGGAAUUCUGUUGUUUGGAUUAUGUCCUCCCUCGGCCUACCCCCCGCCGGUGUCCUGGCUGUUGAACUGCUGCAUCAAUCACAGAACCCCGAUUCCAAUUUUCAGUCAGCAGGGGGGGUUUCCCGCUCGGAAAUCAUCCAAAAUCUGAGCCGCUUUGCUGCGGAUCUUGAGUAUGUAGUAUCCAAGCAGGCGGGGAACUAUGAUGUUUGCCAGCAGGCGAGGUCAGUGAUUAGGCAUAUCCUUGAUCGGGUUUUGGGGGGAAGGGUGCCAGUUGUGGAGGCGGGGGAGGUGGUGGAGGGUGAAUAUGGUAGUGGAAACAACAAGGGAGAUGCGGUCGGGGAAGGGACUGGGCCCGGAUUUGUGGCACGAGAUUGGAUAUCAUGGGAUUUUAAUGCCUGGAUGGAUGAGGAUUCGGAUUUGGUUAGGUGGUUAAAUAGUUUCGAGUAG
Molecule: messenger RNA, 2271 nt
Organism: Aspergillus tubingensis
Lineage: Eukaryota; Fungi; Ascomycota; Eurotiomycetes; Eurotiales; Aspergillaceae
Product: efflux pump antibiotic resistance protein
Exons: 3
Coding region: 1-2271 (756 amino acids)
Biological process (GO): regulation of DNA-templated transcription; DNA-templated transcription
Cellular component (GO): nucleus
Molecular function (GO): DNA-binding transcription factor activity, RNA polymerase II-specific; DNA binding; zinc ion binding
Source: RefSeq, a predicted model, not a curated record